AUGCUUGCCAACAGUCGAAGUUUAACGAGGAGGUUCAUCCAUGCCACCUAUAGACUGAGCUGUGAGGCAGAACAGAAAUCUACUCCUACACCAGAAGAGGCAGGAUGGGCAUUCAAUCAUGUUGAGAGGAAGAAGGGAAUGUUCAAACCUAAACACUCUGUAGAGGAACAGAUAGCUUUCAUGCAAAGCAAUGCUUACGAGCAAGCAUAUAAAGGACUACCUGUUCAUCGUUGGUACAAAAGAAAUAUGAAGGGACAAUCGAUAAUGCAGCCAACUCCUCGUCUAUUCUGUAUUGAUCGAUACGGAAGAUUCAAUGUUAACCAUGCUUGCCCAGUCUGCAGGGAUGAAUAUUUAUUCUUUGAUUAUCGUAAUCCCAGUUUGAUAGAGCAGUUCUUAUCAGAAGGAACAGAUCAGCCUAUUGAUAUUUUGAAAAGUGGUUUGUGCAGAGAACAAUAUGCUUUGUUGAAAGCGCAACUGUUAAAAGCUAAAGAGCAUGGUACAAUAACAUUCGGAAUAGAGUUCAGGAAUUUCGACUAUCGUCAGUGGUACAAGAGUUGGUCUGAAGAGCCAAAAGCAUCUGUGGAAAGAGCUGGCUUGAGAAUUCAAGAUGUACAUCCAGAUCCUCUCGUAGAGUUCCCUACAUUCAAGAGAGAUAAGGAUAAUGAUUGGGAUCAAUGGUGGUUGAGAUACGACAAGUUUGCCAAAAAAGGAAAGUAA
Molecule: messenger RNA, 717 nt
Organism: Auanema sp. JU1783
Lineage: Eukaryota; Metazoa; Nematoda; Chromadorea; Rhabditida; Rhabditidae
Source: the annotation of a GenBank genome assembly